AUGGCUCCCAGCGCCACCCUCACAACAACACUCACAGCCACCCCAUCCUCACAUCAUGCCUACGCAGACCCCGACGCCCUCCGCACCGCCUUCACCCUCGCCAUGUCCUCCAUGUACAAAUCCGAAGUCCCCCUCUACGGCGACCUCAUCCACAUCGUCAACGCCGUCAACGCAUCAACCCGCACCGCCGACCUCGACCCGCGCGUGCUCGCCAUGCGCCACGGCAACGUCGCUUCUUCAAGAUUAGACAUUGAACGGCACGGCGCAAUCAGACUCGGCACUCCUUACGAGCUACGCACCGUGAGCCGCAUUUUCGCUGUUAUUGGCUUGUACCCCGUUGGAUAUUACGAUCUUGCUGCGGCGGGACUACCCAUGCACGCAACGUGUUUCCGUCCACGCAGCACCGCAUCCUUAAAGAAGAACCCCUUUCGGGUAUUCACCUCUUUACUUCGUCCAGAACUCAUCCGUGACGAAAAAGCUCGCUCUCUGGCCUUGAACCUACUCUCCAAGCGCAACAUCUUCACCGCAGAGCUCAUCACCCUCCUCGACAUCGCCGACAAGCAAAACGGCAGACUCACCAUCGACCAAGGCACCCGCUUUGUCAUCCAAGCCAUGGAAACAUUCCGCUGGCACGGCACCGCCGCCUCUUCACACGAAGACUACCAGCUUCUCAAAAGAGAACACCAGAUCCUCGCAGACAUAGCAUGUUUCCGUAGCGCGCAUAUCAACCACCUCACGCCCCGUACGCUGGACAUCUCCGCCGCGCAGCAAAAGAUGAAAUCACAGGGUCUAAAAGUAAAAGACCGGAUUGAAGGCCCUCCCGCGAGAAACUGCCCUAUUCUUCUCCGGCAGACAAGUUUCUUAGCUAUUGAAGAGCCCGUGCAGUUCUUCACCGCGCAGGGGUCUCAGUCAAAAUUCGUGUCUGGCUCUCAUAAAGCGCGGUUUGGCGAAAUCGAAGAGCGCGGCGCGGCAGUGACUCUUGCUGGGAGACAAUUAUACGACGAGUUAUUGAAUAAAGCGAUGGCAGCUGCGGAAUCAAGUUCUCAGAAAUGCACACCCGAAGAGCUGGAUAGACAAGUCGAAGUUGCGUUUCAGAAAUACCCCGAUGAUUGGAAAACACUACGAGCACGGAAACUCGUCUACUUUACAUACAGCGUUGCAAAUAGACAUUUUCCAGAGAUAUAUGACGACUCAUCAUUCACAUUAGAGCAUCUCAUCCUGCAGGGCAUCGUCGACAUUACCCCAAUCACAUAUGAAGAUUUCCUGCCCUUGUCGGCCGCAGGCAUUUUCCGAUCCAAUCUCGGGACUCAGGCUUCGUCCGCAUCUGUCAAUGCGCUGUCCAAUGAGGCUGGGAUGGAAGAAGCGCUAGGAGCGAAAUUGAGUAGCUCGGAUGAAUUGUACAAGGCUAUGGAGGUUGAGAGCAUUAGGAAAUGUGAAACUGAGCUGGGGAUUAAGAUCAUUGUGUGA
This is a messenger RNA of Trichoderma gamsii, 1467 nucleotides long. RefSeq lists its product as hypothetical. The record is from RefSeq and is a predicted model, not a curated record. The coding region runs from base 1 to 1467 and encodes 488 amino acids. The transcript has a single exon. Gene Ontology annotation, molecular function: oxidoreductase activity. NCBI's taxonomy places the organism in Eukaryota, Fungi, Ascomycota, Sordariomycetes, Hypocreales, Hypocreaceae.